AUGACGCACCAGAACAGCGGACACACUGUCUUGCUUACCGAGCAGGAAGCGCAACGCAUUCGGACUACCGUUCAAGAAACGCGAAAACAAUGCUUGGAGCGCAAGGGAAACGCAAGGGGGUUUAGAGAUGCCCACGCCACAGUCAGCCAGGCUACUGGCACCUCUCUCAUGAUGGACAUGGGCAGCAUGGCUGGACAAGGCCAGAGAGACACACUCCCAGCUCUUGGUGUUGGGCAGACCUACCCGCCAAGCACAGCAUCCCUUGAGGCCCUGAAGCCCAUGGUGUUCACUGAGCUUCAGAUGGGCACUCACCACCGCGGCCGUUCACUCAUCGUGAAGCGUGCCAACCGUUGUCCGGUAGUGACCCUUGCAGCCCGGUCAUGGACGGUAGUGCAAGAUGACGAAGAAAAGGAGACUGAGCGGAUAGAGAUUUGCCUCCAUAAGACAACCGAUGGUGAAGAUACUCUGGAAUCAGCACGUCGAUAUAUCAUCAAGGAGCCUUACUUCACAUUGACAGAGGACGGUGAAGCCACAAUUCGAAUUGACCAUCCUUCAGACCUGGUCGUGUGCAAGGAAGAGAUUGUGAAGGGCAGCUCCGCUCGAGUCGAAGACACGGCUAAAGCAGAAGAAUUGGCGAAAAAGUGCAAAGACAAGGGCAACGCUGCGCUCCAAAAGAAGGAUCUGACCCUCACUCGCGAAAGUUACACUCAAGGUCUCCGCCUCGCCAGACAAGAGGCCGUCCAGAAGACAAAUCCUGAUUUGGCCCGGGAUAUUGCUCGUAACCGGGCUCAUGUCCACUUGCUCAUGGACCGACAAGAUGAAGCCAUCGCCGACGCCAAAGCGUCCUUGAUCGGCGCAGAUGACCAACGAUCCAAAGAGCUCGAUAGCAAAGCCUACUUCCGCGCCGGCAGCGGUGCGUACAACCUGGGUCAAUAUCAGCAGGCCAAAGAGUAUUUUGAAAAGGCCAAGGAGCUGGCCCCUGAGGGAAAAGGUGCAGCAAUCUACCUGCGAAAGAUCGAGAUGCGCCUGCGUGAGCAAGCGAAAGGAGACCAUGACUUGAAGAAACUCAGGGCCAACCUCUCCCGAGCUUCUCCGCGGGCUGAUGCCGCCAGCUUUACCAGCAAGACUGAAGUCAAGAGCAGUACGGGACGGGGUCGUGGCUUAUUUGCUAACUGCGACAUCGCCGCUGGGGAAAUCGUCAUGGUUGAGAAGGCCUUCUGCGUGGUCUGGGGUCACGAGAACGACGUCUUGACCGCAAUGACAUACGACGUGCGCGAUGACAAGAUUAGAGUAACGCCCGUGGGCUUGACCAAGGCCAUUACACAGAAGCUGCUGAGAAACCCAUCCCAGAUCGAUAGAGUGAUGGAUCUCUACGGCGACUACCAAGGCGAAGGCAAAGCGCUAACCAAGACCGAGGAAAGCCCCGUCGUGGACGUGUUCCGGGUCCAUGAUAUCGUCUCGCGCAAUGCCUUUGGCCCCGGUGGCCAGUACGGAGAGGAGGGCGCAAGGAAUGCGAGCACGGGUCUCUGGGUCUGGGCUGCCUACAUCAAUCACUCCUGCGUCGCCAACGCGAAGAAGGAGUAUGUCGGUGACUUGAUGGUGUUACGCGCCCUGCGCCCCAUCAAGGAAGGCGAGGAGAUUUUCCACAGCUACGACGAGUCCGCAGACUACGAGACAAGACAAAGGGCUUUGAUGACGACCUGGGGCUUCGAAUGCAGCUGCGCGCUCUGCACCGCCGAGAAGGCGGAUGACGAAAAGCUGCGGAAGAAGCGCAGCAGUCUGGCGAACGAUGCGGACGAUUUCGUCAACACAACCCAUUGGGCAAACGCUAAGCGGAUUGCUAUUUCCAAGGCCCAGCGCCUCGCGCGAGAGAUCGACGCUACCUACGAUGAAAAGAGGUACCAAAAUCUGCCGCGCUUGGCUUCGGAAAGAAUCCGCGAAUGGCUUGCGAAAGCGAGCCCUCUCAACUCAUGA
Molecule: messenger RNA, 1974 nt
Organism: Colletotrichum graminicola M1.001
Lineage: Eukaryota; Fungi; Ascomycota; Sordariomycetes; Glomerellales; Glomerellaceae
Product: tetratricopeptide
Exons: 1
Coding region: 1-1974 (657 amino acids)
Molecular function (GO): protein binding
Source: RefSeq, a predicted model, not a curated record